GAACCGAAUGGAAAAAGCAAUGCUUAAAUUUAGUAACUAUGAAAACAUAGAUAUGGCCUCUAUUAAGGCUUUUUCAACAAAACUCUUUAAAACACGGCGUGGCUGUGCAAAGGAGACAUUAGACAUUCGUCGAAAAAUUUUAUUGGCAAUGUCACGUCGUGUGGGAGUUCUUGCUAACGACUUUGAUCUCCCGUCAUUGUUAGGCAUCUUGCAGUGUUAUACGGUUCAUGAUCUAACGCCAUUUCAUUUAGAACCCCUUGCGAUACGUGCGACAAACCACGUCAAUGACUUUACUCCACAUGAGUGUGCAACAUUGUCCCAUGUACUGCGUAAAUGGCGCACUAUGCGACUGGAAGUGUGCGAGCGGCUUGUGGAGCGCAUAUGCACUGCCGACCAGCUCACACACCAUAUGGCGAACGCCGCGAUGGUAAGCAUACGUGCCUGCUACGCCAAGGUGAGUGAUGGUGGACGUAAUGCCAUGAAUGCCGAGCCCACACGUCAAAAGCUUCGUGCUAUGGGCGAACAAGUGGGCUCUCGUUUGGAUGAGGUGGAAUACCCCGCACUGCCCGUCAUACUCAGCAUUCUUGAUGUUAUUGUCACACUAAAGAUUUAUGUGCCCAAGAAGAGUCUGCAGACUAUCUUUUUGCAGGCCAAUGACAUGUUGGCUGUGGUAAUGGAGCAGAAGGACGAUCUUGUGGAUCCAAAGACCGGGAAACGUGUGCGUUUCAUCACAGCCGAGGAGGGACGUCAGCUGCAGGCAUUACUUUCACAUUACGGUAACGAUCUUGCGCCGGAGUUGGCUCAGCGACUGAAGGAGGCAUUCCGAGAGGGCAUGCUUCCAGAUGAGGCUUCAUUGUAA
Molecule: messenger RNA, 859 nt
Organism: Trypanosoma cruzi
Lineage: Eukaryota; Euglenozoa; Kinetoplastea; Trypanosomatida; Trypanosomatidae
Exons: 1
Source: RefSeq, a predicted model, not a curated record